GUAUCUAACCAAUUACUCUCCUAAUGUUUCACAUCAGAAUAGUGCUAGUUGAUGAAAGUUACUUCGGGAUCAAGAAAGGUAAAGUCAAAUUUAUUUGGGUUAUUCGCUCAAUUCCAAUCGAAUGCACUGGAUCUAGUAUAGUAUGAAUUGGCGAUCAGAACAUAUAUGGAUAGAACUUAUAACGGGGUCUCGAAAAACGAGUAAUUUUUGCUGGGCCUGUAUCCUUUUUUUAGGUUCACUAGGAUUCUUAGUGGUUGGAACUUCCAGUUAUCUUGGUAGGAAUUUGAUACCCGUAUUUACAUCUCAGCAAAUCAUUUUUUUUCCACAAGGGAUCGUGAUGUCUUUCUACGGGAUCGCGGGUCUAUUCAUUAGCUCGUAUUUGUGGUGCACAAUUUCGUGGAAUGUAGGUAGCGGUUAUGACCGAUUCGAUAGAAAAGAAGGAAUAGUGUGUAUUUUUCGCUGGGGAUUUCCUGGAAUAAAUCGUCGCAUCUUCCUUCGCUUCUUUAUGAGAGAUAUCCAAUCAAUCAGAAUAGAGGUUAAAGAGGGUCUUUAUACUCGUCGUGUCCUUUAUAUGGAAAUCAGAGGCCAAGGAGCCAUUCCCUUGACUCGUACUGAUGAGAAUUUUACUCCACGAGAAAUUGAACAAAAAGCUGCCGAAUUGGCCUAUUUCUUGCGCGUACCAAUUGAAGUAUUUUGAAACGAACUGAAGUGAAGAAUAAAAUGAAGAAUAAAUAUUUUCUCAAGAUGGGGGAAGGAACUUGCUAAUUCCUCUUUUAAUACAACUGAAGUUUCUUCAUUCUUUUAUACUAGAAAAAGGUCUAAUCUAACUAACGAAUCUAAUCUAAUAAGUAUAGAUAUAAAUUCAUCAAACCUAUCCGAACAUGUAUUUCGUAAUACAGAAUUCAUCUUUUUAGGCCCAAGAUUUGGAAUUGAUACCCUUUUCUGGUUAGACGGUGAAACAUUUCGAAAGAAUUAAUUGAUCCAGGGGGAGUUUUUUCGUCUCGAAACUCGAUUCGUUACUUCAAGUGGGUUUUCGAGUAUUCAUCGAAAGGAACAAAUGAAAAUAAAAUUGGUUCAAAUUUGCCCAAUUGAGAUAUCUGGAAUAAUAUUUAUUUCUUUUUUUCUCAUUUUCAUCCGAAAAGAACUCUUAUUCUAUGUCUAUAUUCCUUCUAAAUCAAAAAAAAAAUAAAAUUAUUACACAAUAAUAGGAAAGGAAUAGACCCAUAGGUCAAUACCUUGUUAUACAACUCGUGCUUCAAAGAAAUAUCAGAUCAGAUAGAGUCAACGAAUGAAGCAGGUUCAUUAACAAUUCAAUUCACAGAAAAAAAAAAAUGAAAAAAAAGAAAGCAUCGGCCUCCCUCCCAUAUCUCGCAUCUAUAGUAUUUUUGCCCUGGUGGGUCUCUUUCUCAUUUAAUAAAUGUCUGGAACCUUGGGUUACUAAUUGGUGGAAUACCAGGCAAUCCGAAAAUUUUUUGAAUCAUAUUCAAGAGAAAAACGUUCUGGAAAGAUUCAUAGAAUUAGAAGAACUAUUCCUAUUGGACGAAAUGAUAAAGGAGUACCCGGAAACGCAUAUACAAAAACUUCAUAUAGAAAUACACAAGGAAACAAUACAAUUAGUCAAAGCACACAAUGAAUAUGAUCUCCAUAUCAUUUUGCAUUUCUCGACAAAUAUAAUCUGUUUCGCUAUUCUAAGUGGUUAUUUUAUUCUGAGUAAUGAAGAACUCGUCAUUCUUAAUUCUUGGGUUCAGGAAUUCCUCUAUAACUUAAGUGACACAAUAAAAGCUUUUUCUAUUCUUUUAGUUACUGAUUUAUGGAUCGGAUUUCACUCGACCCAUGGUUGGGAACUAAUGAUUGGUUCGGUCUACAACGAUUUUGGAUUGGAUCAUAACGAUCAAAUUAUAUCUGGUCUUGUUUCCACUUUUCCAGUUAUUCUAGAUACAAUUGUGAAAUAUUGGAUCUUCCUUUUUUUAAAUCGUGUAUCUCCUUCGCUUGUAGUAAUUUAUCAUUCAAUGAAUGAAUAAAGAACUCAUUUGAUCUUAUUAUAUCAAUCAAAUCAGAAUCUUUCUUCGUGUAUAAAGAAAGUAUUUUCAAUUUGACUUAAUUCUUUAUACUUUUAUCUGUUCAAGGUAUUCGUCCUAUAUUCCAGUACAAUUAUUCCAGUACAAUGACAGACUCGUGUAUAGGGAACUAUACUAGCUACCUAUCUAAUUUAUUGUAGAAAUUCGGGGAUCAAUGAUUGGACAUGCAAAAUAAAAAUACUUUUUCUUGGGUAAAGGAAGAGAUGACUCGAUCCAUUUCUGUAUCGAUCAUGAUAUAUGUAAUAACUCGGGCAUCUAUUUCAAAUGCAUAUCCCAUUUUUGCGCAGCAGGGUUAUGAAAACCCGCGAGAAGCAACGGGACGAAUUGUAUGUGCCAAUUGCCAUUUAGCUAAUAAACCCGUGGAUAUUGAAGUUCCGCAAGCUGUGCUUCCUGAUACUGUAUUUGAAGCAGUUGUUCGAAUCCCUUAUGAUAAGCAACUGAAACAAGUUCUUGCUAAUGGUAAAAAGGGGACUUUGAAUGUGGGGGCUGUUCUCAUUUUACCCGACGGAUUCGAAUUAGCCCCCCUUGAUCGUAUUUCUCCUGAGUUGAAAGAAAAGAUAGGAAAUCUGUCUUUUCAGAGUUAUCGUCCCAACAAAAGAAAUAUUAUUGUGAUAGGUCCUGUUCCCGGUCAGAAAUAUAGUGAAAUCGUCUUUCCCAUUCUUUCCCCCGACCCUGCUACGAAGAAAGACGUUCACUUCUUAAAAUAUCCCAUAUACGUAGGUGGGAACAGAGGAAGGGGUCAGAUUUAUCCUGAUGGUAGCAAAAGUAACAAUACAGUCUAUAAUGCUACAUCAGCAGGUAUAGUAAGCAGAAUAGUACGUAAAGAAAAAGGGGGAUAUGAAAUAACCAUAGUUGAUGCAUCGGAUGGACAUCAAGUGGUUGAUAUUAUACCUCCAGGACCAGAACUUCUUGUUUCAGAGGGUGAAUCCAUCAAGCUUGAUCAACCAUUAACAAGCAAUCCCAAUGUGGGAGGCUUUGGUCAGGGAGAUGCAGAAAUAGUGCUUCAAGACCCAUUACGGGUCCAAGGUCUUUUGUUCUUCUUGGCAUCUGUUAUUUUGGCACAAGUUUUUUUGGUUCUUAAAAAGAAACAGUUUGAAAAGGUUCAAUUGUACGAAAUGAAUUUCUAGGUGCAGAGAUUCCUUAACAUCAAGUUGGUAAAAAGCGCCGAAUUUUUUUUGAUCCAUACAAUUAUGUAUGAUCAAAAAAUCUGUAAACCUUUUUGGUUGCUUUGUUUAUACUUUUUUUUCGUUUUGCGGGAUGUCUGGAAUUCAUUACUUGUAUCCUAUUCUUAGUAAUAGACAAUAGACAUACAAAGAAAGAGAAUACAGAGCAAGGAUGGGAAAAAUGAAAGAAAGAAAUCCUUUUAGGAGGGAUUACUAGUCUUACGAGUCUUCUAUUCGACACAAGAAAAGGGCGGAAAAUCCUUUUUCUUGUGUCGUCUUAUAUCGAAAUAAUAAUGAUUUUUUCUCCUGUUCGUCAAAGAUUACCAUUCCUUCUUUUCCGGGUCCACCAGAACUCUUUUGGUUAGAUUCAUAGGAAGUUGUGGACAAACAAAAAGAGAGAAAGGAUUAGGGGAAUAAUUGAUUGAGCAAAUAGAACUUCUUCAAUUAACUUAAACUUUUAACUUAGAGAAAUUAUUCAAGAGAAAUUAUUCAAACAAAUUAUAUUAUAGAGUUUUAUAGAGUAAGUUCUAUAGAGUAAGUUCUAUUAGUAGUUUAGUAUAGAAAUUAUUUGCAGGAUGUCUCAUGCGUAGAAAUCUAUAUAAUAUUGUAUUAUUCAGAAAAUCCAUUGAUUACUCUUUUCUUGUUUCUUCAUAAGAGUUAAUAUUAUGGAGGAAAGGAAGAACAGAGACUAUGAAUCAAUCAAUAGAUUCAAUUCUUCAAAAACAUUAUUAAGAAACAAAAGAAUAGAGUGGUUUGAAACAUCAGAGCAAAGGAUCCGUUUUGUCAUUUCAUUUCUACGAAUAUAAUAUUUUGAUUAUGUUGACUGGCCAAUUUGUAUGUUAUGGAAUAGAUCAUAAUCUUCCUAUAAGAGUAAGAAAAGAACUCAACGGGACCUUAUCGCUCUAAUUAGACAAAGGAGGGUAAGGUCCCGUUGAGUUCUUUUCUUACUCUUUCAUGUCUACAAUCCGGUUUAUCCGAUUACUAGAGAGAUGAACCCAACCCAGAAUAUGAACCGUAAAAGAAAACACCUAUUAAACCGAUCACAGGAAUACCAGUUACAGUACCAACCAGCCAAAGAGGAAUCCUUCCAGUAGUAUCGGCCAUUUCCCCUACUUUCCUCCACAUUUUCUCAAAUGGUCGUGCUAGAGACAAAAACAGUCAUGGAUAAUUAUGAGGAUGGUAUCUUUCCGAAUGGGAUAAGAGAAUUCCUACUAUUCUCUUUCUUUCUUUCAAUUGAAGAAAUAAUUGGAAAAUAAAACAGCAAGUACAAAAAUGAGUAAUAAACCCCAGUAUAGACUGGUACGAUUCAAUUCAACAUUUUGUUCAUUCGGGUUUGAUUGUGUCAUAGCUCUAUAAUUCAAAUUAGGUUUAUCGUUGGAUGAACUGCAUUGCUGAUAUUGACCCCAAAAAAGAAACGGUAGGUACAGCUAGUCCGUGAACAGCCAACCAUCGCACUGUAAAAAUUGGAUAGGUUCGAUCUAUGGUCAUUGGGGGCCUCCUAAAAGGAUUUACUAAAUUCAUCAAGUUGUUCCAAAGAAUCAAAACGGCCGGUUAUCAAUGGAAUACCUUGUCGGCUCUCUGUGAAAUACUCGUUUGGCCGAGGACUUCCAAACACGUCGUAAGCUAAACCCGUACUGACGAAUAACCAACCCGCAAUGAAUAGGGAAGGUAUAGUAAUGCUAUGAAUGACCCAGUAUCGAAUACUGGUAAUAAUAUCAGCAAAAGAACGUUCUCCCGUGCUUCCAGACAUUCUGAGCUCCACAAAUUUUUGUACAUUCAAAAAAGGGAAUCGAUUCCUUGAAAGAUGGGAUCAGUAAAUGGAAAACUACUGAUAUUGCAUCUUUGUGAGAUCGUCAAUUUUGUACCAAAGGUUUAUUUCAAGUAUACCGAAUCAGUAUAGCUAUCCUUCCUCUGGCACAGCAACGCAGUCUCGAUCGGUACCGAAAUGCUACAUAAUUCUUUUCUUCUUUUUUUGUUCCUUGUCUAUGCAUAACUCUAUGUUAUUCAAUAGAUCAAUAGAAAAUUACUCAAAUUCCUUAUAAGAUUUCCAUUAUUGGAUUCAUAAUAGAAAGUAAAGAUCUUGGAAAAGCGUGAAUCGAUGGUUUCUAAUAAUUUAUGAAGCAUAUUAUAAUAUUCACACAAUUCAAUUAUAUGUAUGCGAAAUCUAUAAUAAACCCAUUUUUUGGUUAAAAGUUUUUUUGUUCAAAUCUUUUUAUUUCAAGUAAUUGGUUGGUCGUAUAAUACAAUAAAUAUACUGUAAUACAAAAUACAAUAGUAUAUACUAUAUUAGUGAAAGAAACAGAACAUGAAAGAAACAGAACCCAGUUGGAACAAUCCAUAUUCGUGAUGCAACCGUUAUUGUAUUAGAUCCAAAACAAAGGUUCUUUCUUGACCAAACUAGAAGUAUGGAACUCCAUGAUAUGGAAAGACAGAAUAUAGAAUCUAAAAGGAUAAUGGAAGUUGUUCGUCUUUGAAUCGAGUUGGACCUGAAAAAAAAGAAUAAAAAUAUAAAAAUGAAAAAUAGAGUAAAGGUUUUAUUUUUUUCGAUAGAUCGUGGGACACCUUUUUCUUUUCAUUCGAAAUAUUAUGUUAUGGGCAAUUAAGCAACCUAUUACUGUACUGAGUCCAAUGAGUUAAAAUAAAUAAAAGGUAAAUAGUAUCAGGCCGUUCGUUCCAAAAAGGAUUAGAUCCUAUUGAAAUAGAAAGGAAAUGAUUAAAAUGGAAUUUUCAAAUCCAAUUCUUUUAUUCCAAAA
This is a messenger RNA of Musa acuminata AAA Group (dessert banana), 5994 nucleotides long. Its product is annotated as cytochrome f. The record is from RefSeq and is a predicted model, not a curated record. Lineage: Eukaryota; Viridiplantae; Streptophyta; Magnoliopsida; Zingiberales; Musaceae. Gene Ontology annotation, molecular function: iron ion binding; heme binding; electron transfer activity. Gene Ontology annotation, cellular component: thylakoid membrane; chloroplast. Bases 2243 to 3205 code for a protein of 320 amino acids. The transcript has a single exon. Gene Ontology annotation, biological process: photosynthesis.